CACGCUGCGCAGGCGGCGCUGAGGCGGAAGGGCAAGGAAGGAGGUGACGAUGAAAGCGAGCGCCGGCACCCGCCGCGGUUCCGAGGGAAGCUCAGCGGCCGUGGGCGCCGGGAGCAGGCCGGACACCUCGCUGACGGGCCGUCCCUAGAGCUGGCGAGGGCGGGGCCGCAGAGCGAGCUGCCGCAGUGUCUGGGCCCGCGGCGGGCCGGGUGAGGACUGCGGGGGACCGAGGUAAGCGGGAGCCGGGGUGUCCAUUCGGCCGAAUGACAGCCCCCUGGCCCUUCCCGCACCCGUGCGCGCCAGCUCAGCGCCCCGGCCUGGAGGCCUCGAGCGCUGCCCUCCUCCCACGUCCGCUACGGAGGCAGCGGAUCUCCUGGGGCCGCUGCUGUACCUUUCUCGGGGCGGGAGGGAGCUCGGCUCUAGGGACCGCUGCCCUCCUGUUUCUUUCCAGUUCGAGCGGUUCGACGCAGAAGCAGAAAAAACUAGCGCCCCCGGCAGCUCCUCAUGAAGAGAGAGAAAUAUCGAUGAGGCACACAUCAACAUUGAUCGGCUGCCUCCUGCACACCCCCUACUGGGGAUUGAGCCUGAAACCCCUGCAAGUGCUCUGACCUGGAAUCGAACCAUGACCUUCCUGGUUCAUAGGUUGAUGCUCAACCAUUGAGCCACUAUGUCUGGCUACAUCCAGAUCUCAUUAUGCAUCAGAAAGAUGAAAAAACAGAGGAAAAUUCUAUGGAGAAAAGGAAUCCACUUAGCCUUUUCUGAGAAAUGGAAUACUGGGUUUGGAGGUUUUAAGAAGUUCUACUUUCACCAGCACCUGUGCAUUCUGAAAGCAAAGUUGGGAAGGCCAGUUACUUGGAGCAGGCAGUUGAGGCAUUUCCAGUGCAGAGAGAAGGCCCUUCAAAUCCAGCAAACUUGGAUCCAGGAUGAACCGCUUUUUGCUAAGACAAAGUCGAAUGUGGCUGCUGAAAAUGUUAGUACUCUGUCCUCUAAAGUGAAAAGAAACAGCACUAAACACUUAGUUUCCUCCUCAAGGACCCUCCUGAAACUCCAAGCAGAGAAUUUGCUGUCAGCAAAGAACUCUGACCAUGAGUACCACGGAGAGAAAAAUCUCUUGCAGGCAGUUGCUGACUUACCAGCAAAUAGUGUUUUAGAUCAGGCUAUUGGUCACAGACCUAGGACGGAGCUGCAAGCUUCUGACUUUCCCAUGAAGUUCAAUGGGGAGAGCCAAAGUUCAGGUGAGAGUGGCACAGUUGUGGUCACCUUGAGCAACCAUAAGAGAAAGCGCUUUUGUUAUGGCUGCUACCGAGGGCUGGAGCACCACAGGAAUAGGGGACCUCUGACUCCAAAAAAGUUCCAACUUAACCAACAUAGAAGAAUAAAAGUAUCUCCUCUUAUGAUGUAUGAGAAAUUAUCCAUGAUUAGAUUUCGGUACAGGAUUCUCAGAUCCCAGCACUUCAGAACAAAAAGCAAAGUUUGCAAGCUAAAAAAAGCCCAGCAAAGCUGGGUGCAGGUCACUGGGGACCGUCAAGAGACCCUUAGGGAGAACGGUGAGGGUGGCAGUUGUAGCCCAUUCCCUUCCCCAGAACUUAAAGACCCUUCUUGUCGGCAUCAACCACACUUCCCAGGUAUGGACAGCAGUGCUGUGAUGAAGGAAAAGAACUCUCAUGUGCCUGAUGGCUGCACUAAAGGAAGCCCUUUCUUGGGCAAGGAGCUUAGUUUAGCUGAAGCAUUCCCUGACCAACAGAAUGGCAGUGCCACAUACACCUGGGACCAGUCACCCUCUUCCCCUCCUAAGUGGGAGUUUCCAGAGCUAAUUCAUGACAUCCCCUUACCAGAGCAUCAUUCUAGUAAUGUGUUUAUCUCAGAAACCGAAAGAGAAAAUAUGACUCUUGGUCAGGAAAAUCGGACAAGUACUGUCAAUGACAACACAGUAAAAUUGUCAGUGUCUGGGGCAGAUCAAUCUGUAAGUAAUGUAGAUGGGCCUAUGUCCGAAGAGACUGUUCAGAAAGAGAGCUCAUACCAGAUGGAUGAGGAUGGAUCUCUCAAACAGAACAUUCUUAGUUCUAAGUUACUGGACCACCCUUACUGUAAAAGUCCGCUGGAGGCUCCUCUGAUGUGCAGUGGAGUCACACUAGAAAAUCAAGUGGGAGAUGGGAAGAACAGUCAAAAAGCAUCUCCAGUGGAUGAUGAACAGCUGUCAAUCUGCCUUUCUGGAUUCCUAGAUGAGGUUAUGAAGAAGUAUGGCAGUUUGGUUCCACUCAGUGAAAAAGAUGUCCUUGGAAGAUUAAAAGAUGUCUUUAAUGAAGACUUUUCUAAUAGAAAACCAUUUAUCAAUAGGGAAAUAACAAACUAUCGGGCCAGACAUCAAAAAUGCAACUUCCGUGUCUUCUACAAUAAGCACAUGCUAGAUAUGGAUGAUCUGGCGACACUGGAUGGUCAGAAUUGGCUGAAUGACCAGGUCAUUAAUAUGUACGGUGAGCUGAUAAUGGAUGCAGUCCCAGACAAAGUUCACUUCUUCAACAGCUUUUUUCAUAGACAGCUGGUAACCAAAGGAUAUAAUGGAGUAAAAAGAUGGACUAAAAAGGUGGAUUUAUUUAAAAAGAGUCUUCUGUUGAUUCCUAUUCACCUGGAAGUUCACUGGUCUCUCAUUACUGUGACACUUUCUAACCGAAAUAUUUCAUUUUAUGAUUCGCAAGGCAUUCAUUUUAAGUUUUGUGUAGAGAAUAUAAGAAAGUAUUUGCUGACUGAAGCCAGAGAAAAAAAUAGACCUGAAUUUCUUCAGGGUUGGCAGACUGCUGUUACAAAGUGUAUUCCACAACAGAAAAAUGACAGUGACUGUGGAGUCUUUGUGCUCCAGAUGUUAUCAUUAGGAAGAACCAUCUUUGAAGGCCAAGAAUGAGUAAUUGCUAACAUACAUGUCUUAUCAGAGUACUGCAAGUGCCUCGCCUUAGAUCAGCCUUUCCAGUUUUCCCAAGAAGACAUGCCCCGAGUACGGAAGAGGAUUUACAAGGAGUUGUGUGAAUGCCGGCUCAUGGACUAAAACCCAGCAAGGCUGGGAAGUCUGACCAAGUUGGAGCAGAUGGUUUGUUACUUGAAUCUCCAAACACUUAUUUGAAUUCUAACAGAUAUUUCAGAUUGGUGGUAUUGGGCCACUAUUGUUACCUCAAGUUUAUUUUUAGCCCUUAUUCAUUUCUCUAACUACAAUGUACUAUUUUUUAAUGUUCAGAUUGGUUUCAGUUUUAACUUUAUGAAUUCCACAUGUUCUCCCCACCCCAUAUUUAAUAUUUAUUAUCCAAACGCAUGCAUAUAGACAGAGCAUGCAGUGCAGAGUAUUAAAAAACAAAACAAAAAAAAAACUAGAUUUGGUACAGCUUUUGAAACUUAGAUAUGAACUGAAUACAGGUUUCGAAUAUAAUCCCAAAACCUAAAAAAUAUGGGAUGUUUUUGAUACAACAUAACUCUGAGAGUAUGAGGUAUUCCCUGGGCAUAGAGGAUAGCUAGUUGUUUUGACAAAGCCAGUCCUGUCUUUCUUUUACCAGCAGUACCUUUCACUGACUUUCCUCUCUGAGUCUGGGAACGUGAGUUGCAUUCCUUUUGAAGGGUGAGAAGGAAGUGGCCAAAAACUAACUGGCAUGUUCUCUUCCUGGAGGCACAUGUGAGAAGAAUUAUAAUAAAUGCCUAAGUCUUAUAAAGGCUUUUGCUGGAACAUUGAAUUCCCUAGAUUUUUGUUUUUGACCCAUUAAAAAACUUAGUAUCUAAAACAAGUGGUCAAACAAAUGAGAAUUCAGCCUAAAAGUAAUUUACAAGUUGACACUUCCCUUGUAUUAUCUCCCAUAAGAAAUUAGGAUUUGCCAAAUACCUUUCUAUUUCAAGGGUAUUUAAAAUACAAACAUUCAAAACUGAAGACUGGCUUCAGGUCUUUUUCAGGUGGGUGCGGGAAGAGAACGGUUAAUAGAGAAGACUUGAUUCCUCAGGAGUACAGCAAGUGUUAUCUCCCCUCCCCCCCUUAGCUCUUUAGUGAUCUCAGCAACAUGCAGGGCUCCUCAUUUGGCCUCUGCUUGAUCAAGGAGUCCUCUUUUUUUUGGCUUCUAUGAACCUCAUCUUCUGGAGAAAGGCAGAAGUGGCCCUCUUCUUACACUUGGCUGCAUUAGGGUUAAUGUAAUGGAUCUUGCAUCUUCAAUCUAGCUAUUUGUGGCAUUUGAAAGGAUAUAAAAGAUGCAUGUUAAACUACCCAAUUAUCCGUUCUGAACUGGGCAGGUAAAACAACAGAUACGUAUGUAAGAAACUUAGAAGUUUGUACAGAAAAAUACCAAGAAAAUGGCAGAAGACACUUGGGAUCUAUGCCUAGUUAGGUGUUGAAAAUAAAAAGCUAAAAUGUGCAGUUUAACUUGGCCAUAAGGUAGGACUGCCAGCAGCUGCGGGUGGAGUCAGACACGUUUACAUGGAGGGUUCCCUCCCCAGACAGACCAGGCACCAACACCAGUGUUUACAGUGCAAACAGCCUCAGCACUUUCCUAAGUCCCCCAAGACUCAAAUUCUUUAAUAUAAAACCAGGUCAGUAUUUCUUAUUGUGCUUCAAGUCUUUAAAAAGACUGAGAUUAGAGGCAUUUUAUGCUGCUAUAGAUAGGUUGUGUCUGCAUUAGAAAAAAUUACAAUUUAAAAUGGGGAGGACUUCUUGAGAUUUUCAGUUUUCAGACAUAAAAUAUGCAAAAUGAGAUUUUUCAAAUUUGUGAUACAUUUACCUAACUUUUUUUGUAGCUCUACAAAGUAGCCAAUAACUAGGUUAUUGACUCAAAACAUCUUAUACUUUAGAGCUCCAUAUCUCACUUCUUUACUGACAGAAUUCAGCAUGAAUCUUAAUUAGUGCCCAAAGCCUGAGUUGCCAUUUCCUCCAAUCUGAGAAACUGUCAUCUCCACAUUGAGGCUUGCAGGGAUGUUCAUAGAAAACCUAAAGUGAGCUGUCCAAGUCAUUUCUCAUUCACUUCCAGCUUUAUGGGACACCUUGAGAUGCACUGCUCAGCAUGCUUUAGCGUAAAUUACAAAUAUUUUAAGUCUGAUUAAAAUGUUUCUCUGGAACAUGGUUUUAGCACAUAUAGUCACUUGUUCUCCACUUGUGAUUAGUUAUAAACCUCUAGGCCAAGUCCUACAUUAGAAUGGCCUUUUUUUCUUGAUGUUUGCAAUAAUUGCUUCCUUGCAACAAAGACAUGUUUGAAAUACAGUUUAGGCUGUUGGUGGAAAGGACAGACAUUGUUUUACUGUCACUAACUUGGCCCUGAAUUGUUGCCCACAAGGUGGGUAGACCUUAUGCUUUCGGGGUUUGAGUGCAGGCCUUGUACAAACUAGAAGCUACUCAUGAUGCGUCUUCAACAAGCUGCCCAGUUUUCUCCAUCAGCAAACUUACCAGUCUGUAGCUGCUGCUUUCCAAUGGGUUUUUUGGUUUUUUUUUUGGUUAAAUGUAUAGCAAUGAAUGUAGAUUUAAUUCUUUUAGUUAAGCUCUCGCAAGAAUUGUAGAGAACAAACCUUCUCUUAAGGAGAGGAACCUCCUACAGGAAAAUGCACUUGCUCCUCAGAGUCCCCAAAUCCCUUUUGUGGCUUUGCAUUGUAUUUUCUAUUUAUCAUUAAAUACGAGUAACAUUGGUCAUCUUGAAUUCAUAGUUGGAAAACAAGAACAGCCAGCACUAGUCUGAAGUUGAGCUGCCCUUUCUCUGCAAUUAAUUGUGGUUCACUGGUUUAAAAGAGAUAACUGGGAGUUCUGGGUGGAUCAGAACCAUCAGGCGAGAAAGUGUAUUAAUAGUGUGAAUUAGAUAUAUUGACUACCUGCUCUGCUUACUAAUGUUAAGAAACCAAACUAAUCUGUAAUUAUAAAGCACAUACUUUAUGUGCUGGGCUCUGCCUCCUGGCCAGUAGACAAUUAAGAAGGCCUAGGGAAUACCAUCAGAGAAGUGCUAAUUGUAUUGGGGUAUUACAAAAACAGACCUAGACAAGCUGUUCAUUUAAGUCGUACCUUUUGGUCAGAAAAAAUUUAUUUAAAGGUUGUGAUCAUGUAAAAUGACUCAAACCUUCUAGCAAAAAUAUUUUUUUGAAAAAUAAAUGAAAUGCCUUUAUAAA
Molecule: messenger RNA, 6108 nt
Organism: Myotis daubentonii (Daubenton's bat)
Lineage: Eukaryota; Metazoa; Chordata; Mammalia; Chiroptera; Vespertilionidae
Gene: SENP5
Product: SUMO specific peptidase 5
Biological process (GO): proteolysis; protein desumoylation
Cellular component (GO): nucleus
Molecular function (GO): deSUMOylase activity
Source: RefSeq, a predicted model, not a curated record